AUGUUAGUAGCAAGUAAAGGAGUAUUAGUUAGAUGUGAUCCAUCAAUAAAAGCAUUAAUAAUUCAAAUAGAUUCCGUAACUCCAGGUAUAGUAUUAGAAGAAUUAGAUGAUACUCAUUUAUUAAUUCAACAAGAUAAAGUUGAAAUUGUUAAAAAUGAAUUAAAUAAAUUAUUAUCUAAAAAUAUUUAUAUACCUUUUGAAGAUGAAUAA
Messenger RNA from Lodderomyces pseudojiufengensis, 210 nucleotides. Its product is annotated as TFIIH complex subunit. The record is from RefSeq and is a predicted model, not a curated record. Bases 1 to 210 code for a protein of 69 amino acids. Gene Ontology annotation, cellular component: transcription factor TFIIH core complex; transcription factor TFIIH holo complex. The transcript has a single exon. Gene Ontology annotation, biological process: transcription by RNA polymerase II; nucleotide-excision repair; transcription initiation at RNA polymerase II promoter. NCBI's taxonomy places the organism in Eukaryota, Fungi, Ascomycota, Pichiomycetes, Serinales, Debaryomycetaceae.